Sclerotinia borealis F-4128 is the source of this 2247-nucleotide messenger RNA. Lineage: Eukaryota; Fungi; Ascomycota; Leotiomycetes; Helotiales; Sclerotiniaceae. The record is from the annotation of a GenBank genome assembly.
AUGCAGCUUUUACCAUAUCUUUUAACCACAGGCCUAAUUGGUCAGGCCAUGGCCGUGAACAUGAGCAGUCGCUUCACAGUUUCGUCCACUUGUUCGACCUCCAAGGUUAAUGACAUGUUAACGGAAACAAUCGACAUGGUAAACAAUGCCAUUCAAGGAAUUGACACCCUUCUCAAUGCUGGAGUCAAAUUCAACCCCAAUGUCGCUUCCAAUGCCAUCAAAUCUCUUACGAAGGCUGCUACCACUGCUUGGGGAGUCUCGGAGCCUAAGUGGUGGUCAUCUUCAUUAAGUGCAGCUGAUACUACUCAACUGAAAGCAGCGCAAUCAAAUUACCAAAGACUUUACGCAGCUUUGAAUUCCGGUAAAGGAAUGACCGCAAGCGAGAACACAUUAUUUUGUGACGACUCAACAUUAAAAUGGACUACUAAAGCAAUCGAUAUCUUUCCCGAUGGCGGAACCAUGACGACUGUAGAGUACUGGCUAUGGAAAGAUCCAGACAACAAACGUGGUAAGAACUACAACUUCAUGAUCGAUGAGUACAACGGAGGUCAAAUGUGUGGGCCAAAGUCUGCUGAAGCCAUCACAUACUGGCAAACUCAAAACAUGUUCAUGUGUCCCGAGGCAUUCAAUACUGCCCACUAUAAGACAAGCUUGAAAAGCAUGAGGUCUUCGACAGAUGAAGUCGAAGUUGAAUGGGAUAAUGUUCGAUCACUUUCGGGAAUUUUCUUACAUGAAAUGAUGUAUUUCCUUGACUUGAGCCCACAUGUUGUUGAUCAGAAGGUUUUUGGUGAUAAAGGAACACAAAUGGCAGCAUAUGGUAUGAUUGCAGUCUGGAUGUUGGGUGGUAAAGCUGGAGAAGAAACUGUAGAUAGGUCGAAGGCCUUGACGAAUGCUGAUUCUUAUAAUGUUUUUGCAACUAUGGCAUAUCUUCAGUCGGCAGAAUACGAAAUGGAAAAUGCAAGACUGUCUGAGCGGGGCGAAGAAAUCGAAGAGGAAAGGCAGGAGCUUGAAGAGCAAAUUCAGGAGCUUGAAGAUCAGAGAUUGGAGAAUAUCGAAGAGAGCGAGGAGCAAAAGCAAGAGCUUGAAGAGAGAAUAGAAUAUAUCGAAGAAAUUGAAGAACAGAAAGGGGAGUUAGAGAGCAGAGUCGAGCAUCUCCAGGAAGUUGUUUGGGAGCAUGGACUCGAAGGAGACUGCGCUUAUAGAUGGUCGGAUACGUUAAAAGAACAGUUGGCGACGGCGUUUCGAGAUCGACGUUCGAAUUGUUAUGCCAAAGUGAGGGCACUAAUUGUUCGAUGGGCUUCGGAUGAUUUGGAUCUUUUUCAAGAGGUUGAUGAUCUGGCAAGCGUCUUCGAGCAUUCCUACCACUUCAAGGUGGCGAAAUUCAUCAUACCUGAUCUUCAUCCCGCAAAUGCAUUAUUAAGCCGCGUGUUGAAGUUCAUAGGAGAUAAUUCUCCGGACACUCUCCUCAUUUUCUCGUACAAUGGUCACCGUGGCUUCCAUGAUACGAGGAAUGACCAUAUCUGGCAUGCAACUAGAGAGCAUGGAGGCCCUUGUAUGCCUUCUAGUGGUAUCCAAACUCUUCUUGAGGAGUCUAGAUCAGAUGCGAUUCUGUUUUACGAUGCGUGCUAUUUUGCAGAUACUGCGAUGACACUCAGUCCUUCGGCAGGAAGUGUCACAGAGUUAAUUGCAUCAUGUGGAUUUCAGACAACUGCUCCGGCUGGCGACAACUCUUUCACAUGCGCGCUCAUACGGGAGUUGUCGUUGGCCGCAACGCAAGAAGCUAUAUCUGUGUCUGAAUUGUACAAUCGAAUACUUGCUCGUUUGAGAAAUAGUCGGAAUCGACAAAACAAUACAACGCCAGUUCAUUGCACCUUGAUCUCCGAUGGUGAUCGAACAUCUAUCAUGCUAGAAGAUUUACCAUUGCCCCUAGCCGCAGCGUCUUACCAAAGUUCAGCAGACGAAAAUGAUAGGACUGUCGUAUACCACAUUGGACUUGUGGGAGAGAGACAAGCAAAAAAUAGCAGCUCGAUAAUUCUAAAAUGGCUGUUGAGGGCCCCAUCUUAUAUCACCGAUAUCAAACUAAAUCGCAUCAAUGUUCAGAGGCAGGUUCCAUCUGAUGAUGGUUAUGAAUCCCAAUCGAGGCCUUCAACUCCAAAAUUAGAGAUAAAAGAAGAAGCCAUAAAGAUGGAGUGGCCGGUCGACAAUGAGCCCAAGCACAAUAGUAUCAAGAUUGAGGCUCAAUUUUAG